Necator americanus (New World hookworm) is the source of this 312-nucleotide messenger RNA. RefSeq lists its product as uncharacterized. The record is from RefSeq and is a predicted model, not a curated record. The coding region runs from base 1 to 312 and encodes 103 amino acids. The transcript has a single exon. NCBI's taxonomy places the organism in Eukaryota, Metazoa, Nematoda, Chromadorea, Rhabditida, Ancylostomatidae.
AUGGACUCAAAGUCAAUAAAACGAGAUGAGCAUAUGGAUGUGGGUGGGUGGCUGGGUGGGUGCGUGCGUGCGUGGAUGGGCGGUGGUGGUGGUCAGCGGCUAGCGGUCGCGGGCUCGCUCGAAUCAGCUGAGACCGCGCACGUUGUGUCGUCGUUGCGAGGCUGCGUUCAAUUCGAUUCUGCUGCUGCUGCUGCUGCUGCUGCUGCGUGUGUUGGUGGCGGUGGUGGCGGCAAUGGCGAUGGCGGUGGCGGUGGUGGCCGAGCGGCCGGUCGAGGAUUGAUCGGUCAAGCGUACAUCAAACAUGAGAGGUAG